This is a messenger RNA of Syzygium oleosum, 2021 nucleotides long. Its product is annotated as protein CHUP1, chloroplastic-like. Lineage: Eukaryota; Viridiplantae; Streptophyta; Magnoliopsida; Myrtales; Myrtaceae. The record is from RefSeq and is a predicted model, not a curated record. The coding region runs from base 165 to 1946 and encodes 593 amino acids. The transcript has 3 exons. Gene Ontology annotation, cellular component: chloroplast outer membrane. Gene Ontology annotation, biological process: chloroplast organization.
GCUGGUGGGUGAUGAGAUUUGUCUGCAUCAGCUACACAGCAGAUCGAAUCAAAGAACGGUAGUGUCAUUUUGAUGGUGAAACUACGGAUUGGAGCUGAAUUCAGAGGUUUCCAAGGCCCUGCUGGAGGCGAAAAGCUGUUGGGCUGUACCAGUGGAACCAUUACAUGAUAAUCAGAGCAAGCUUGCUGAUUCUCGCUACUGUUGCAGCUCUUGCAGUUUCUAGUAAUGGCGUCGUCAAGGCUUCGAGGAGGAAACGAAAACCACAUCUCGAAUCAUCAGGAGACGAAGAUGCGAACCGGCAAAGUGGCCAUGCUGAGGAAAAGGAGGAAAUCGAGACUGCAGAUGCGAGCAGGCAACGGGCGAUUGCCCGGCAGGACAAGAAUCCGAAUGGUGUCGAAGAAGCCGAACAGAUGAAGCAUCUGCUUAACGACCUGAGAAGAAGAGAAAUAGCAGUUGAGAAUAAGCUGUUGGAGCUCUAUGGGCUGAGAGAACAACAUUCCUUCGUCACACAUUUGAAGAGGCAAUUAAGGGUCAGAUCAUCCGAGGUCGACAUGCUGAAGGCUGCCGUUAGCACGCUCGAGGCCGAGAAAAACGACCUUGAAAAGGAGAUUAGAGAGAGCUUUCUGGCGGAGAAGCAGCUAGAGACAGCGGAGAAGAUGGUGAAGCAGUGGCAGGAAAAGACGAACGCCGGCGAAAUCCAAAUGAAGGCGCAACUAAACAUGAUUGAAGAGCAAGUCUACGGCUAUCACAGUAAAGAAAAGGUAUCUCGAGAGCCCGUGUUCGAGAGGAAGACGAAGACUAUGGACAAUGUGAAGCUGGAGGUCUUGGGGAUGAAUCGGAGGAACAAGGAGCUCGAGCUCGAAAAGAGGGAGCUAGCGCUCAAGUUGAACUCUGCUCAGGCGAAAACCACUUCCCUCUCCACCAUGACAGAGAGCGAAGUGAUUGCCGGGGUCAAAGAGGAGGUGAAUGCCCUGAAACAUGUGAACAAAGGGCUCUUGAAGCAGAUAGAGACGCUACAGAAGCAGAGAUUCAGCAGGGUGGAAGAGCUGGUGUACCAAAAGUGGCUCAACAGUUGCUUGAGAUUCGAAAUCCAAGAUUACCGAACCCCGCCCCGUACUCCCAAAUCCACCAGUCGCGCCACAUCUGACAGCGCCGAUUCUUCUCCGACCUCCACGGAGAGCCGCGAAAUCGAUGAUACAAGCUCAACCCUUGAAAGCACUGCAGGUAGCCAAAGCAGCAUAAGCAAAAGCGAGAGAUCUAGCCUGAUCACUAAGAUAAAGAGGUGGAACAAGAGUAAGAGGGACAUUAUAGUGGUGGAUCCAUCACCAGAGAUGUCUCCUGGCAAGAGUUUUUGGGGAAAGACGGGAUUAAUCCGCGGAUUUUCGAUGUCGAUGGUCACCGAGGGACUUUCGAAAUCGAGGACCAGUAGUUAUUGGAAUUACAGUAUUGACGCUUCUAGGAAGAAGAGCAAGAAGGAUCUCGCAGAGUCCCCGAGCCCGGAGAUUCGCUCCUGCCUGAGGAGAGUAUCUUUCAAUGACUCUGUUAGCGUUAGGAAUCUAGAACCGGCGUUCGAAGAUACAUUAGCACCUGUCGAAAUGGAACCAUGUAGCCACAAAACACAUGACAGGAGGUCGAGUCGGAUGCUUACUACAGAAUCGAGGGACAAUGCAGUAAAGGUUACGGCAAAAGAACAGGUGCAAAAGCAUCAGGAUGUGACCGCAUCGGAGGCGACCGGUUCAAGUCAUCAGAGCGCGAAUGAAUUAGAAAAAAACGAGACAAACAAGCAAGUGGUCAGCAAGAUCAGGCCAGCUCGAUCACCGGAUGCGCAACACGGGCAGAUGAACCAGAUCGAAGCUAGCUCGCCUUGCCAUGUUUCUGCCUUCAUCAUCUUCAUCUUCAUACUGCUACUCAUACCAAGAUUUUGCUCUUGGUUGUAUUUCGAUUGACAGCGCAUUGAACUGAUCAUGACAAUGAAAAUUUCUAGCCAUUAUGUUGCAAUAUGAGCUGAUUAUAGUUUAAUA